UGAAGUGGCAAGUACCAAGCAAAAAAAUAAACCCCAAUCCCCAAUGCUCAGAUUCCUCUACCCAGUCACACCCGUCUUUGGUUUUUGAGCACACCACCCCCACACCCAGAAAUCUCACUCUCAUAAUAGAAAUUCCCUAGAAGAAGAAAUGAAAAGAGAACACCCAAAUCUCCAUCCCCAACAAAUCUCAGACCCAUCUUCUCUUGCUGUAGCUGGGUAUUCUACUUCCACUUCUACCAGUGCCAUGGCGCCUAAUACCGGGAAAGCUAAGAUAUGGGAGGAAGGAGCGGGGCAUCAAGCAGAUGGGGGGAUGGAUGAGCUUUUAGCUGUUUUGGGUUACAAAGUAAGAUCGUCAGACAUGGCUGAGGUUGCCCAAAAACUUGAACACCUUGAAGAAGUCAUGGGUCACGCGCAAGAAGAUGGUCUUUCCCACCUCGCAUCUGAUUCUGUCCAUUAUAAUCCUUCCGAUCUGUCUACUUGGCUUGAAAGCAUGAUUUCGGAGUUGAACCCAAAUCUCAAUUUCGACCCCUCUGCUGAUUCUUUACUUGCUCCUGCUGAAUCUUCCACCAUCACUUCUAUCGAUUUCUCCGACCGCAAACAUCAUCAGCAACAAAAGCUUUUCGAGGAAUCAUCAUCAUCGGAUUAUGAUCUGAAAGUCAUACCAGGUAAGGCUGUCUUUUCUCAGACCCAAAUAGACUCUAGAGAAUCUAAACGCUUAAAAACAGACCUAUAUCAGACAUCCUCUUCGUCAUCAUUGUCUUCCGCUACUACCCUUGGUUCUUUUGGGAUUUCGACCGAGUCGACUCGUCCGGUAGUCCUAGUUGACUCGCAAGAAAACGGUAUUCGUCUCGUCCAUCUCCUAAUGGCCUGUGCCGAAGCCGUUCAAGAAAGUAACUUUACCCUGGCAGAAGCGCUCGUCAAACAAAUCGGCUUUUUAGCUGUUUCUCAGGCCGGAGUCAUGCGUAAGGUAGCCACCUACUUCGCCGAGGCAUUAGCUCGGAGAAUUUACAAAUUAUGCCCUCAAAACUCAACUGACCACUCUCUCUCAGAUAUUCUUCAGAUACACUUCUAUGAGACCUGCCCUUAUCUGAAAUUCGCUCACUUCACGGCCAAUCAAGCAAUUCUUGAGGCCUUUGAAGGGAAAAAACGUGUUCAUGUUAUUGAUUUUUCUAUGAAUCAAGGGAUGCAGUGGCCUGCUUUGAUGCAAGCUCUUGCUCUUAGGCCUGGUGGGCCGCCUGCUUUUCGGUUAACCGGCAUUGGACCACCGGCUCAUGAUAACACGGACCACCUUCAAGAGGUGGGGUGGAAGUUGGCUCAGUUGGCGGAGACUAUUCAUGUGGAAUUUGAGUAUAGAGGUUUUGUUGCUAACAGUUUGGCUGAUCUUGAUGCUUCUAUGCUUGAACUCAGACCCACUGAGUCUGUGGCUGUUAACUCGGUUUUUGAGUUGCAUAAAUUGUUGUCUAGACCGGGUGCUAUUGAGAAGGUGUUAUCAGUCGUGAAACAAAUGAAACCGGAAAUUGUUACUGUUGUUGAGCAAGAAGCAAACCAUAAUGGCCCGAUUUUCUUGGACCGGUUCACUGAGUCACUACAUUAUUAUUCGACUCUGUUUGAUUCGCUGGAGGGAUCUGUGAGCACCCAAGAUAAGAUAAUGUCAGAGGUGUACUUGGGGAAGCAGAUUUGCAAUGUUGUGGCAUGCGAAGGGCCUGACCGAGUUGAGAGGCAUGAGACCCUGACACAGUGGCGAACUCGGCUGGGUUCGGCUGGGUUUGCUCCGGUUCAUCUCGGUUCCAACGCGUUUAAGCAGGCCAGCAUGUUGUUGGCCCUGUUUGCUGGUGGAGAUGGGUACAGAGUGGAGGAGAAUAAUGGGUGUUUGAUGUUGGGCUGGCACACACGCCCGCUCAUAGCCACCUCUGCUUGGCGGCUCAACACCAACCAACCGGUAGUUGGUGCUGCUUAGAGAGUCAAAACACACUGAGUCUACUCGUCCGAGUUAGGUCAACUCCUUUUCGAACCCCACACAAUCCAAACCCUAGUGCGGUUCUGUGUGAUAUGCUGAGCAGCUCCGGAGUUAAAGUGAGACCCCAUCACUUACCCCGCUUGUCUCUGGAUCACCUUUUGUUAAUUAGUAGCAGUAUUCUUUUCUUUUCCUUUGUCAUUUGUUUUUCUUAAAAAAAAAAUCGCCAGCUGUUCCCUUAGGUAUUUUCAUUUCAAGUCUUUUUUUCCUCUUGUUUUUUUGGGUGGAAUCUUCUGCGUUUUUCAGGAUGAAUCAAAAGGUGUAUUUAUUUA
Molecule: messenger RNA, 2286 nt
Organism: Populus nigra (black poplar)
Lineage: Eukaryota; Viridiplantae; Streptophyta; Magnoliopsida; Malpighiales; Salicaceae
Product: DELLA protein GAIP-B-like
Exons: 1
Coding region: 149-1957 (602 amino acids)
Biological process (GO): negative regulation of gibberellic acid mediated signaling pathway; regulation of reactive oxygen species metabolic process; jasmonic acid mediated signaling pathway
Cellular component (GO): nucleus
Molecular function (GO): DNA-binding transcription factor activity; sequence-specific DNA binding
Source: RefSeq, a predicted model, not a curated record